GCCAAUGACGUUUGAGAAAAGUUAUACGGUCCGUCCCACUUUUAAACGUCACUGUUGUCAGCGCGGGAGAUGUGAGCGAGUGAGUGGCGCUGAAUAUUGAGAAUUACCGCCAAACUAAAGCUACUAUUUCUGUCGUGUUUCUGAUUGUCCUCCUGAGAGCAUCAUGCCGUGUGAAAGGAAGCCCAUGCGUUACGGUCACUCAGAAGGCCACACAGAUGUCUGCUUUGAUGAUGAGGGAAAGUGUAUUGUGACCUGUGGGAGUGACGGUGAUGUCCGCAUAUGGGAAAGUCUAGAUGACGACGAUCCCAAGUCCAUAAAUGUCGGGGAGAAGGUCUAUUCUGUAGCGUUGAAGAAUGGAAAGUUAGUUACAGCAGUUUCCAACAACACAGUUCAGAUUCACACUUUCCCAGAGGGAGAUCCAGAUGGCAUUCUCACUCGAUUCACCACCAACGCAAACCACGUCACCUUCAACAGCAGCGGGUCAAGAGUGGCUGCAGGCUCAAGUGACUUUAUUGUGAAGAUAGUGGAGGUGGUGGACAGCAGUCAGCAGAAGACCCUACGUGGACAUGAUGCUCCCGUCCUCAGUGUGGCUCUUGACCCUUCUGAUGAGUUCCUUGCUUCCUCCAGCUGUGAUGGAUCAGUUUCUGUGUGGUCUAUUGAGUCACAGACUCAAGUAGCUCAAUGGGAAAUUCUCCAGAAGUCGAGUGACGUGAGCAAUGCCAAGGCUCUCUGUAGGCUUGCAUGGCAGCCUCGUUCUGGAAAGCUGCUUGCUGUACCGGUGGACUUGACCGUUCAACUGUAUGACAGAAAAACAUGGGCACAUGUCAGCACGCUCUCUGAUGACCUCAUCACACAGGUUGUUAAUGUUGUGGUCUGGUCGCCAUGUGGGAAGUUUCUGGCUGCAGGAACAGUUGGCGGAAACCUGUUGAUUUGGGAUGUAGAGGCCAAACUGUGUAUCGAGAGACAGAAACACGAGAAAGGGUUCACUGUGUGUGGGAUGGCGUGGCAUCCCUCUGGGGGCCGGAUCGCUUACACUGACACCGAGGGCUGCCUCGGGCUCCUGGAAGGCGUGUCGCCCUCGUCGCCAUCCUCUUCCUCUACCAUCCAAAGCACCAAGGCCACUGCAGCUAAAGAAAAAAAUGACUAUGACGACCUGUUUGAUGAGGAUGAUGACCGGAUGCUAGAUGAGGGCAUGAGUGACACACGGUCUCCGGUGAAGAAACCCAUCUUGGAGGAUGAUGACGAUGACGAUGACCUCAUGCCUGCCACGGGCAGACCACGGAACAGAGGGUCCUUCCUGGAUGACGAUGACAAUUCUCAAGAUCCAGGCUCUGUAAAACUGGAUGGAGUUCCAGAGGAGGAUGGCAGCAGUGCUAUUCUUCCUGUUGUAGGUCCUGCAGUGUCCCGUCCCGUAUAUGAAGGUCCCAUGCCCACACAACCCCAGAGGGCUUUCCAGCCAGGAUCCACCCCAGUGCACCUCAUGCAUCGCUUUAUGAUGUGGAACUCUGUGGGUAUCGUCCGUGGCUAUAACGAUGAUCAGGACAACGCCAUUGAUGUGGAGUUUCAUGAUACUGCCAUCCAUCAUGCCAUGCACCUCACAAACACCCUGGGCCACACCAUGGCUGAUCUAUCCCAGGAGGCUGUGAUGCUGGCCUGUGAGGGAACUGACGAGCUUGCCAGUAAGAUCCAGUGUUUGCAUUUCUCAUGCUGGGACACUCAUAAGGACUGGAUAGUGGAUCUUCCUAAAGGAGAGGAUGUUCGUGCAUUGUGUUUGGGUCAGAGCUGGGCGGCAGUGGCCACCAGUGCUCUGAUGGUCAGGCUGUUCUCUAUUGGUGGAGUGCAGAAGGAGAUCUUCAGCCUGCCUGGAGCUGUUGUCUGCAUGGCAGGACACGGAGAGCAGCUCCUCAUCGUGUAUCACAGAGGUACUGGGUUUGAUGGAGGACAGGCCCUUGGCUUACAGCUGCUCCAGCUCGGGAGCAAGAGAAGACAGGUCAUACAUGGAGAACCAUUGCCUCUCUCACAGAAGUCCUACCUGGCAUGGAUGGGCUUCACUGCAGAGGGAACCCCAUGCUGUAUUGACUCUGAGGGUGUUGUACGUUUGCUGAACCGGACCCUGGGGAACACGUGGACUCCUGUCUGUAACACCAGAGACAGCUGCAAGAGCAAAUCAGACCAUUACUGGGUUGUUGGGGUUCAUGAGAAUCCACAGCAGCUCAGGUGUAUCCCAUGUAAAGGCUCUCGUUUCCCACCCACCCUACCUCGCCCCGCUGUGGCCGUCCUGCCCUUUAACCUGCCUUAUUGCCAGACCACCACAGAGAAAGGCCAAAUGGAGGAGCAGUACUGGCGGUCCAUGCUCUUUCAUAACCACUAUGGCUUUCUGUCAUCCAGUGGUUAUGAAAUUGACAGCGAGGGUCAGGCUCAGGCUGAGAAAGAGCAGCAGGAACUGCUAAUGAAGAUGUUCGCUCUGUCGUGUAAAUUGGAGCGAGAGUUCCGGUGCGUGGAGCUGGCUGAGAUGAUGACUCACAGCGUUGUGACGCUCGCCAUCCGUUAUGCGUCUCGUUCCAGACGCAUGGCACUGGCACAGAGACUCAGUGAACUUGCCCUGGAAAAGGCCAAUCAGUUUCAAGAGGAGGAGCUGGAAGAAGAAGAGCCAGCCUAUCAGAGAGGAUCCCGUCAGAUGAGCAGCAGACAAGCACAAGUAGAGAAUGGCUGUGAGGAGGAGGAGGAGGAGGAGGAAGAAGAUUAUCCACAAGAGGAGCAAAUGGAUGGAGAAGAAGCAACAGAGACCAGGAAGCCAAGACCAGGUUUGAAUCCAUUCAAAAAACGAGGAAAAUCACCUGAGAGGCCUUCUCCUAAACCAAUGAGCAGAGAAGGACGUGUGAACCCUUUUAAGGUGUCCGGUGCAGGAAAGUCAAGUUCACCAGCUGGUCAGCCCAGAACAACUAAUGUUUUGGACAGCAUGACAAUGUCCAGCAGAAAACCCACACCACUCGGCAGUACAUCAAAACAGAGCAAAGCCCCAGUCCUGAAACCACUGGCACCCAAACCCAAGUCCAAGACCCAGGCCACUCUGCUGCAAAUGAGUGUCUCUAAAGGAAACAGUAAGAAACUGGAGGACAGUCAAACGGAAGCAGAGAAAGUGAAACCUGCCCCUGUAGCUACACCACCAGCAUCAGUGGAGAAUAUUGAAAACAGAAAGCCAAAAACCGGCUUUCAGCUGUGGCUUGAGGAGAAUAGGAAGAGCAUUCUCGCUGACAAUCCUGACUUUGAGGAAGUGGAUGUUAUCAAGGAAGGCAUGGGGCGUUUCCGCACUCUUUCAGCAGAAGAAAGACUGAGCUGGACGGAGAGAGCAAAGGGUGAGUCUGACCCCAAGAAACGAAAGCGUGAAGAUGAAGAAGGAAAAGUAAAUGACCAAAUGGAGUCGGAUGAGGGCAGCGCCAAAAAGAAAAAGCCACUGGAUACUUCAGCUAAACUCUCUGCGUUUGCAUUUAACAAAGAAUAGUACUUGGCAUAAAUUAGUUUAAUGCUUAUGUAAUUUUUACAUUUUAUUUUUUUUAUAUUGAUUGGGUCAAAAACUUAAGUUUUCUUCUUUUCAUUGUUUACUGUAAUUCUCUCAUUGUAUCAAAUAGACUGGCUGCUCAUUCGUCAUCUACUCAUUCUCCAUAAAUUUUCUCAAGUUUGAGCUCUUUUGAAAGCACUGCGUCUCUUCAUUAGCAUUUGAAAUGAAGCAAAGUCUCUUUAAGCAUUUGCAAUAUGGCAAGAUGGUUAAUAAUAAGGUCUCUUAUUCAAAUCUAGUGAUAUUCUGGAUGUUUUGUAUAUAUUUUUUUGUGAAGUUUUGUACUGUAUGUAAAACAAAUAAUUGUAAUAAAAGCUAA
Molecule: messenger RNA, 3875 nt
Organism: Onychostoma macrolepis
Lineage: Eukaryota; Metazoa; Chordata; Actinopteri; Cypriniformes; Cyprinidae
Gene: wdhd1
Product: WD repeat and HMG-box DNA binding protein 1
Exons: 26
Coding region: 164-3502 (1112 amino acids)
Biological process (GO): mitotic cell cycle; DNA-templated DNA replication; DNA repair
Cellular component (GO): nuclear replication fork
Molecular function (GO): protein binding; chromatin binding
Source: RefSeq, a predicted model, not a curated record